AUGUCCCAUAAUUCUACUCUGGAAAAUUUAGACAAUGUCCCUGUUUAUCAAAGAUACGCUGUCACUUUAGAUGACAUUAAGAAAUCCAAAGCUGCCAAAGUGCCUCCAAAAGUUAAAGGUCAUCUUGCUAACCUUCUAGAAGCCAUGGACAGUUAUUGUGACAAUCCAGAAACAUAUUUUGCAAACAAAGCAAAUUGUGAACCUCCGUCCAGUAAAAAGUUUGAGAGUGCAGUUUUAAAUGCCUCAGUUGUAUCAGAUCUGUCAAAUUUAAGUUCACCAAGUGAAAAUGAUUUUGGAAUUAUUGAUAACUGUGUUGAAAUUGUUCAAAGAAAUGUUGAAACUGUCAAUAAUAUAUGUAACCACAUUUGUGAAACUGCUGAAUGUCAAAACAAAGUAUUAGAUAGUGUUACCUCUGGUUCGGAUCAACCACCCAGAUUAAGUGUUAAUGAAAUGAAUGGCCAAACUGUAACUGAAACAGAACAAAGCUAUAAAGUCAAGAAAAAUGAUAUUGGGGAACUAGAUGAGAUUAAAUUGAUGAGUGGACCAGUGAUCAGUGCUGCUGAUUGUGACAGUAAAGAAGAGGAUUUAGAGGGUUUUCAAAAAGUUGUUUCUAAGAGGAAAAUGUCACCUAGAAGUGUUCAAAGUGAUGAUCAGUCAGUUUGGAGAAUUCAUGGGACAAAUGCCAUACAGGUAGAUGGUCUACCACAGAACUGUGAGUUGUCAGAAUUGCAAAGUAUGGUGGCAGGAUUUGGUACUGUUUUGGACUACCAAGUCCUACAUGUCAGGGGGAAAGAUUCUGUUAGAUUUAAGCUUAACAGCUCAGAUGCCUGCCAGUUUGCUGAACAGUGUCUUGAUGAUACAGACUGUCUUUUCCCUGAUUACAACUGCAAAUUGACCUGCCAUCAGCUGCAGACAGGAGCAGAUGAAUGAUUGGAGGUGCCUGGAGUAAAAUGUAAAGCUACUUGAAAUAUAUUUUUUUCCAUUUAGAUUUUCUUACCAAAACCUGUUUAAUAUGACUAAAAGGUCAAAUUUCAGAAAAUUAUAUUGUCUUUUUAUAAGAAAAUUUAUUUCUGGUUUUGAACGUUACUGUGUCAUUAAUAUUUGUGAUGGUCCAGAUUAAUUUUCGUGGAUUUUGAGGUCAAGACAAUCCAUUAAAAAGCAGUUCAGAUGUUCACCAAACUUGGUCACAAUGUUCAUGGGUAUAAUAUCUCCUCCAAGUUAGAUAACAAACUUGAUCCUCCAGAUCUCUCGGGAGUUAUGGCCUUAAUUGAAAUUGCUAAAAGUGUCAGUCUCCAUUCUGUUAACUUGAACAGUUCUUAUCUAACAUUCACCAAACUGGUCACACUGUUUAUUGGCCUAAUAUGUCAGCCAAGCGAUAACCAGCUGCAUCCUCUGUCACUCUUGAGUUAUGGCCCUUGAAUAAGUCAAAAUUGUGAAAAUUGACAAUUUCAGCUCCCUGACUUAAGCAUUUCUUAUCCAUUGUUCACCAAAAUGGGUCACAAUGUUUAUAGGCAUAAUAUGUCAGACAGUCUGAUAACCAGCCAGAUAAUCCCAGCCUCUCUUGACAUAUGGUCCAUAAAAUUACUUAAAAUUUUGAAAGUUGACAGUGUCCGCUUAAUAACUUGAGCAGUUCUUAUUCAGUGUUCUCCAAACUUAUAGUAAGAAUGUUUAUGGGUACAAUGUUUUGGCCAAGUUUGAUAACUAGAAAAAUUUUUUGUUGAUUUGGAGCCCUUGUUUAAGUUGAUACUGAGAAAAUUGACAACAGACCUGCUCAAUAAGUAGUUUUAUUGUAACAAUUAAAAGUUAUAUGCUGUGAUGGACUUACAUUGCGGAUGUUUGGCACUCAUGUUCAAAACUUGAAGUCUUCUAAUUUAUAUCCCCAUGAGACAGCUGUUUUGACCAAAACCAGGAAAUUUCAUGUCUAAGAAAUUGAAUUAUUUUACACUUCAUUUGGAUGCAGAACUAAGACUUCAGUAUGAAUGCCAAAUUAUAUAGUGAAGAAGUAUCUUAUCUACAGAUUCUAGGAGGGUGUGUUCACCACUUGAAACCUCUUUGUGACUCACACGUCUGUGUAGAGAAUCAGAUUCUGCAUACGUAGAGAUCUAUGUCAGCAUGAUCAGCAAUAAUACACUCCCAUCUUCCAGAAACUGACUGCUGCUGUUAAUUUUGAGACCUGUCAGUGGAGCAAUAGAAUCUGUCUGCUUAAGACCAAAUGAAAUAAGAACAUUAUGCCAAUUUAGGAAGUUAGGAGACAGACUAAGGCUGGUUCAACUGUGUUUCACAAACAUUGGAUUACCGUGUCAACACUGGGAAUGAGACUCUCGGGAAUGGACUUUUGAAAGAUUGUUCGACUGUAAAUAUAGACUAUUUAUUUAUUGGUCUUGCAGGUACUAAAAACUGCUGUUAAUUUCAGAGCAACUGAAUGUUUUACAUAUGUGUACAUCUGUCUUCUUAAUCAGUUUGUAAAGUAAUACUGUGUAACAGCCGUAACUGCUGGUACAAAAUAUUCUUCAAUUACUCUACAUUGCAUAUUCAGGGAUUUUGAAACUUGCACUGUUAGACUUGUUGUUAAAGUGACAUUUGUAGAACUUGGGCCUGUAAUGUUUGAAGUCUGAAACAGCAACUAUUGAAUUUAUUCUAACUUUGCUUAUAGGAAACCUUUAAUUACCAAAUUUUGCCAAGAUGUCCGUAUUUGUGGAACAUACAUUCCUGUAAUCUUCCAUUACAAUCUGUACAAGUUUCACAAAGCAAGAGCAAAUUGAAAAUUUAGCAUUUCUGAGUCUUAGUCUAAAGUUUCAGCCUUAAAACAUUGAUAAAUACAGGCAUGGUUGAAUGUCUUCCUUAAUGAAAAAAUUGAUUGCCAAUUUAUAGACAGCAAGCAGUUGUAAAGUUGUUUGUGUGAAAUCUUAAUUCAAGUGUGUUCACCUUUGAGUAGGAAGACUAAGUGGUUAUGAAAUUGGUACAAUUUAACACAAAUGAUAUUAUUUGAAAGUGUAGACUCAGAUUGUUUUUAUAGUGAAAAACUUGUUAGAGAUGUGUUUUAAUCCUUCCACUCCCUCCACUUUGAAGGAAGAGAGUAUUUUGUUUUGACAGUAUAUUUGGAAACAAAUACCGUUUGGUUUAUGAUCAUGAACUGCACUGCAGAACCCUUGAGCAUUUAGUAACCAAACCUCAUAGGCUGUUAUGUCUAUUGUCAGUACUUACAUGUAGGAGAUAACUAUUCUUUUGUGGCUCAGUAGAUUAAGGGGACCUCAAAACAGAAAUGCUUUGUUAAUAAAUAGGUGGAGUAUGCUUUUGGAUGACUUUUAAUCUGAUUUGAUGAUUGCCUGUGGUCAGUAGAUUGACUGUAGUUUCAUAGUUGUUGUUUGUUUUUUUUUUGUUCAGAAGGCCAGUAGAUUUGCCAUGUUGUUUUGGAGGUCACUGUGCCAAAGGUCAAACACACAUCAUACCUGUAACUUUAACCUAUACUUCCAGCCAUUGUUUUGGGCAUACUUAAUUUACAAAAAACUCUUCUUAGCUCAACUGAUUUUUUGAAAAAAAAAAGAUGAGUUAUUGUCAUCACUUGAUCUGCGUCGGCGUUGCCUGGUUAAAUUUGUGUUUAGGUCAGCUUUUCUACUAAACUGUCAAAGCUAUUGCUUUACAACUUGCAACACUUGGUCACCAUCAAUAGCUGACUCUGUACAGCAAGAAACAUAACUCCAUCUUGCUUUUUGCGAGAAUUAUGGCCCCUUUUAGACAUAAAAAAUAUCAGAUUUCUUGGUUAAGUUUUGUGUUUAGGUCAUCUUUUCUCCUUAACGGUCAAAGCUAUUGCUUUAAAACUACAUGUAUUAAACAGAGACAAAAAAAUCAGAUGAGCGUCUGCACCAACAAGGCGGUGCUCUUGUUUUUACUCAAGAUGGCCAGAGAGGUAUCUGUCAAAGACAGUUUUUGGUGAAUGUAUUUUUGAAUUAGAAAUCAAUGAUAAAGGAUGUUUUAUUUGGUGGAGUAGAACACUGUAAGUAUGAAUAGUUAUUUCCAAGGCCUAGCAGUGUAACUUGAAUGUAAUUCUGUAAGAAAAAAAAGUGACAGAGCAAAUCUCUGUUACAUUAGGAAUAUUGCCUUAUUCCUUGGUUUAUGUUACUAUUAACAUAGAUACUCUUCAAAAUGGAGUAAGAAUUUGUAGUCUAAAAUUGGCCUAGCUAUGUGUGAGAAGGCUGUACAUAGUAGUGCCAUGUAUAUAUUUCAAAAUCAAAAAGUUGCAUUAGUUUACUAUUUUUGUAACACAGUUUUAAUGUUUUAUUUUUGUAAAUGAAUUUGAAGGAUCAGUUUUGAAUUUUUAUGAUUUUAUAUUUGCUAUGCUGAGAAAAUCUUUCAUAUUUAUUUUUGUUGAUAUUUUCAUAGGUUUGGUUAACUAUACACUUUGUUCAGUUUUUCUAAUCUCAAAAUAUUUUGUAUUACUUAUGUCUUGUUAACAAAUUUCAUCUAGCUACUGUGCUGCUACAGAUCUCAGUUAGGUUAGUGAUAUUUGUUAUCUUUAUUUAGCUGUUUAACUACAGUAAUUCCAGUGUCCAUAUAUUUUGAUUUUUGAUUUUAUUUGCUAGUGAGAAAACUGUUUUAGUUAGUUUACUUGUCUGUUUAAUAUAUGUCCAACGACAUUUUUCAACUGUUUUCAAGUUUUCUGUUUGAAAACAGUUGUCCAGUAUUUGAUUGCUGAAAAUUCAUACUAUAUAUAUAUAAUUGCAAUAUUAUGUCUGGAUUGUUUUUUUUUAACCAAACAAGAAUGUAUUAACUGUAUUUGAUUCUAGUCAGGUUUUGAUAAAUGUACAUUGUAAGACAGCUACUGUAGUAUUUAUAACAGCAUAGUCCAAGAUUAUAAAGCUGAGUUUGCAGACCAGUCUCAGGAUGCAGCUUUCGUCAUUGGCUGAUAUCAGGUGUCCACACAAAAUCAACCAAUCAGAUGCUUGAUCUGUUAGACUGGUCACCAAACAUAGUUUUACAACGUUGGACAUAGACCUUCAGCUGAUUUCUUUAUUAUUUUGAUUUUAUUCUAUUUCCUAUAGUUUGUUAGUUUAAAUUUAUUUUUUGUACAUUAAAGAGAAGUUUUUAUAACUUAUAUUUACUACAUCCUGUGACUGCUUCUAGGACUGCUAACUAGUACUUGUGGCUGAGUAAUGGAUUAUACGGACCGGGGUCAAAAUUAUAAUCUAGGGACCAUACAAGAGUUCUUUGCAUACUUCAGCUUUUGCAAAUAUAGUGGUUUUGCACCGGUUACGAGUAAAAAUGUAAACAACGGACUCUGUCUAUGAAUCAUUGGAAUGAAUGAAUGACAGUCGAUCUUAGUCAUAAUACUAAUUGACAGUGAAUGCUAAUGACUUCAUAGUUUGUAACUGUAAUUUCCUGUCAAUUGAAAUCUUCUCAAAACUUUUAAAAUGAUUGCUUAAAUUUGGACAAAGCUCGCUGUCUUCGCCAUUCGCCAGCUGCUAAAAGGGCAAAUAUAAAAGAUUCAGUGUAAGUUAUAUUUCACUGGUACUACCAGUUAGUAAGUUCAUACUCUAAGAAACACGUCAGAGAAAUUUGGGCAGUUUUGACAGAUUGAAAUGUUGGCAAAAUUAGAUAAUAUUUUUUCUUUAUAUGAAAAUUGGCAUUAGGUAACAAAGCGAAUAUGCCAAUAAUCCGGAGUACACCAAACAUGUUAUUGCCACAAAAUUGUUCCAGUUCAGGUAAUGUAGCCAGGAAGAGAAAAGGGGUGCAUUUAAACUGCCUAGCUGUAGCUACUGCUGUUAUAGGGAAGUGGUAAAAUGUCUGCCUUGGGUGUGAGAGGUCCUGGGUUCGAGUCCCGGUCAGACCUUAAAUAUUUGCAUUCUGUUACAGCAUGUAUUUGCGGUUAUCAGACUGUUCCAGAUGUUCUGUAUUUUUAGCGAACAGUAUCAUGAAUCAUUAUUUAGCAGUCCAUUUCACUGCUGAAUGUAAAAUGAAAUGCAUCCAAAUAGAAAAUAUCCAAUAUAUUAUGUCCCUUUGAUGUUUCUGCUCUCCGUGUUCAAGAAUAGUUACAUUUCCUUGAUCACAAAAUUUUCUUUUAUAUGAAAAUAUCAAAUGCUAGUAGCUAUAUGCUUCUGGUUAAAAUAUUGUCAAUAUAUCUAUUUUCAAGAAAUAUAUGGACAUUUGCCUUCAUUUCAAAGCUUUUAAACUUCAUACCUAUUAUUUGAAAAAAUUAGAUACUAUCUCUAUAUAAUCUCAUAGGAUUUGAACCUGCAGCCUUGGGGUUAGAAGUCAAGACCAUAUACCUUGAGACCACUGCACAUUUCUUCCUUCAUGCUGCAUACCUCGUAUAUUAUCUUUACUUUCCUCUAUAUCUUGAAUUAUGUUCAUGUAUUUUUGGAUAUUUUUAAAGUCUGUCAUCUAUAGAAUUGAUUAUUUUCUCCUUUGCAGCUUUGCCUGUGAACAACAAGUACAGACUAACUACAAUUGUUUCCAAAAUCAUUUAAAAUGCUGCUGAAAGUAUAUUUUUGUCUUAGACUUAGAGAAAGUGCAUUGUUGUUAGUAGCCAAAUUUCUGUAUACCAGUAUUGUCCUAUAUUUUUGAUAAGAAAUGUUUGUAUUUCUUCUUGAAUUUUUGGAAGAAAUGUUGAAGUCCAUUAAACAGAUAUAUUUGUUUAUGUCAAAAGCAUGUGUUAUCAUUGUGUGUAAUGAAAAGUAGAGAAAUUAGUCCAGUAGCACAUAUUACAAUUGUUAAUCCACCUGAUCCAAAGGUUCAGGGUAGGCUAUUAGUAUAGGUGGAUGGUCCAUCGUCAAUUGUCAACCUUUUUAACUUUGUCUGUUGCAUUAUGUUACUACUUGACCCCUUUCAGGUGCCGCCAGAGCUAAGAAUAAGAACCUGUGCAAACAACUUUUUCUCAUGAAUUGGUUGAUGCCAAUCUCACAUACCAGAGGUUUACUAAGGUUCCCUAGUUGAACUGGCGCAUUUGGCCCAUAUGUUUAGUUUGUUACAUUACAGGUAAAAUAAUUCAGUCAGUCAGCGACGUUCAUGACAGAUCUUUGCAAAACAGGUUGUGAGAGGCGUAACAGCGUCCUUUUAAAUAUUGAUGCCAAAUUGUCAGAACUGUUUUUAUUUCUCGAGGUAAAUUCCUUAACAUGCGAUUAUUGAUCACAGUCAUGCAGUAUUGUCUUUAUUCAUUGUGAGCAAGUAUGUUGCUAAGAUAUUGUUCGAAUUUUCAAUUCAGGGUGCUGAAUAAUGGCAAAUAUUGAUGGACUGAAACCACUUCCAAUUGUACAUGUAAUUACAAGUGCGUAUGCUUACCAUAUAAAUGAAAGAUCAUGUUUCUGAUGUUUCGGCCCUUUUCUGAACUUGAGGUAUUACAACUAUGUCAGAACAUUGUGUACUGAGCUCUACAGUUCCCAUCCAGUUGAAAUGAAACUUGAGAUACAUCAUCUGCAUGAAAUUGAUGUGCCAGUAUUAUUGGAACUAUCAUGUCCAGUUAUUUUUACUGGAGAAAUGGCCCUGAUAUUGUCUGUGAAGCUUUUUCAGGGGGGCAUGUGCCAUACAAUGUUGACAUCAUUCUUGUUUACCUUUAUAUUAGAAACAGAAUAAACAGAAUAACAGAAAUCCUCUAGCUGUAUUCUUGCCAGUUCAUAUAAACUUGAUUUAACCCAGAAAUUGAACUUGCUCUAACACAGCUGCAGAAACUGUAUAUAAACACUAGACACAGAAGAGGUCAGACUGCUAUAAUGUACUACACUGGUCAUUGAUGUGAACAUGCAAUUGAAGGUUUGUACUUUGAAUUUGGAUUUAAAUGUUAAUAUACUUUUUGGCCAGGUUUUCGAGGAAAAAUCUGGCUUGUAGAUUCUUCAUGUGAGGAAGCCAUCCAGCUGGCUUACGGAAGGUUGGUGGUUCUACCCAGGUGCCCGCUUGUGAUGAAAUAAUGCACAGAGGGGCACCUGGGGUCUUCCUCCACCAUCAAAGCUGGAAAGUCGCCAUAUGAUCUAUAAUUGUGUUGGUGCGACAUUAAACCCAACAAAAUAAAUAAAACAUGACCCCUAUUGAUUUCGGGGUCACUGGGUCAGAGGUCAAGGUCACAAUGAGUCUCAUGUUAACCUUUUUGUUCAUUCAUUUUUAGCUUGACUAUACGAAGUACAAGGAGAGCUAUCCUACUCGACCCGGCGUCUGCGUCAGCGUCGGCGUCUUUCCACGUCCCCACCUUGGUUAAAGUUUUUUUACACUUUCUCUUUUUUCAACUUCUCUCUGUAAUUACUUGAUGGAUUUGAUUCAAACUUGAAAUAGUUAUUCCUCAUCAUCACCCACAUCAUCUGACAUAAGGGCCAUAACUCUGGCACCAAUAUUUCAUGAUUUAUCUCGCCUUUUCACUUAGUUUUUAAGGUUAAAGUUUUGAUGCACUUUCACUCUAUCUCUGUUAUUACUGAAUGGAUUUGAUUCAAACUUAAAAUACUUGUUUAACAUCAUCACCCACAUCAUAUGACACAAGAUGCAUAACUCUGGCACAAAUAUUUUAUUAAUUAUUCCCCCUUUUUACUUAGAAUUUCAGGUUAAAGUUUUGAUUCACUUUCACUCUAUCUCAGUUAUUACUGAAUGGAUUUGAUUCAGACUUAAAAUCGUUGUUCAACAUCACCACCCACGCCAUAUGACACAAGGUGCAUAACUCUGGCACCAAUUUUUCAUGAAUUAUUUCCCCUUGUUACUUAGAAUUUCAGGUUAAAGUUUUGAUUCACUUUCACUCUAUCACUGUUAUUACCGUAUGGAUUUGAUUCAAACUUAAAAUAGUUGUUUAACAUCAUCACCCACACCAUUUGGCACAAGGUGCAUAACUCUGGCACCAAUUUUUCAUGAAUUAUUCCCCCUUUUUACUAAGAAUUUCAGGUUAAAGUUUUGAUGCACUUUCACUCUAUCACUGUUAUUACUGAAUGGAUUUGAUUCAAACUUAAAAUAGUUGUUCAGCAUCAUCACCCACACCAUUUAACACAAGGUGCAUAACUCUGGCACCAAUUUUUCAUGAAUUAUGCCCCCUUUUAUUUAGAAAUGAAAGUUAAUUUUGAUGCAUUUUUCGCUGUAUCUCAGUUAUUAUGAAAUGCAUUUGAUUCAAACUUGAAGUAUUGUUCCACAUCAUCACCCACAUCAUAUGAUACAAGAUGCAUAACUCUUGCACCAAUAUUUUAAUUGAUUAUGCCCCCUUUUUGCUUAGGCUGUACUUGUAUGGUGUUUUGAUAUACUUUAUCUGUACUUCUCUUAUUACUUAAUAUUUUUGACACAGACUCAGGCUAUUGUGCAAUAUCUUCACCCACCAUUGGAGUUAAUAAACACUCCAGUGACAGUUCCAGUUUUCUCAGAUGUGCCCAGUUUCACUAUCCACCAUCGAAAUAGUCGAGCACGCUGUCUCCUGUGACAGCUAUUGUUUCUUAACAACUACUUAUCCAAACUUCAAGAAACUUGGUCAGAAUGAUCCCCUGUUAUCCUAGUUGGUCCAAAUUGAGGAUGGGGUUACUGGGUCAAAGGUCAAGGUCACAGGGACCUGAACAUUGAAAAUGGUUUCCGCUCAAUAUCUGGACAAGUAUUUCACCUAGGACCUUGAAACUUCAUAGGUAUGUUGGUCUUGAUGUGUACAUGACCCCUAUUCAUUUUGGGGUCUCCCUGGGUCAAAGGUCACAGAGACCUGAACAUUUAAAUUGGUGUUUUUAGCUCACCUGUCACAAAGUGACAAGGUGAGCUUUUGUGAUCGUGCGGUGUCCGUCGUCCGUCCGUGCGUCCGACCGUCCGUCCGUCCGUCCGUAAACUUUUGCUUGUGACCACUCUAGAGGUCACAUUUUUCAUGGGAUCUUUAUGAAAGUUGGUCAGAAUGUUCAUCUUGAUGAUAUCUAGGUCAGGUUCGAAACUGGGUCACGUGCCAUCAAAAACUAGGUCAGUAGGUCUAAAAAUAGAAAAACCUUGUGACCUCUCUAGAGGCCAUAUAUUUCACAAGAUCUUCAUGAAAAUUGGUCAGAAUGUUCACCUUGAUGAUAUCUAGGUCAAGUUCGAAACUGGGUCACGUUCCAUCAAAAACUAGGUCAGUAGGUCUAAAAAUAGAAAAACCUUGUGACCUCUCUAGAGGCCAUAUAUUUCACAAGACCUUCAUGAAAAUUGGUCAGAAUGUUCACCUUGAUGAUAUCUAGGUCAAGUUCGAAACUGGGUCACGUUCCAUCAAAAACUAGGUCAGUAGGUCAAAUAAUAGAAAAACCUUGUGACCUCUCUAAAGGCCAUAUUUUUCAUGGUAUCUGUAUGAAAGUUGGUCAGAAUGUUCAUCUUGAUGAUAUCUAGGUCAAGAUCGAAACUGGGUCACGUGCGGUCAAAAACUAGGUCAGUAGGGCUAAAAAUAGAAAAACCUUGUGACCUCUCUAGAGGCCAUAUAUUUCAUGAGAUCUUCAUGAAAAUUGGUCAGAAUGUUCAUCUUGAUGAUAUCUAGGUCAAGUUUGAAAGUGGGUCACGUGCCAUCAAAAACUAGGUCAGUAGGUCAAAUAAUAGAAAAACCUUGUGACCUCUCUAGAGGGCAUAUUUUUCAUGGGAUCUGUAUGAAAGUUGGUCAGAAUGUUCAUCUUGAUGAUAUCUAGGUCAAGUUCGAAAGUGGGUCACGUGCCGUCAAAAACUAGGUCAGUAGGUCAAAUAAUAGAAAAACCUUGUGACCUCUCUAAAGGCCAUAUUUUUCAUGGGAUCUGUAUGAAAAUUGGUCUGAAUGUUCAUCUUGAUGAUAUCUAGGUCAAGUUCGAAACAGGGUCAUGUGCGGUCAAAAACUAGGUCAGUAGGUCUAAAAAUAGAAAAACCUUGUGACCUCUCUAGAGGCCAUACUUAUGAAUGGAUCUCCAUAAAAAUUGGUCAGAAUGUUCACCUUGAUGAUAUCUAGGUCAGGUUUGAAACUGGGUCAUGUGCCUUAAAAAACUAGGUCAGUAGGUCAAAUAAUAAAAAAACCUUGUGACCUCUCUAGAGGCCAUACUUUUCAUGGGAUCUGUAUGAAAGUUGGUCUGAAUGUUCAUCUUGAUGAUAUCUAGGUCAAGUUUGAAACUGGGUCAACUGCUAUCAAAAACUAGGUCAGUAGGUCUAAAAUUAUUAAAAUCUUUUGACCUCUCUAGAGGCCAUAUUUUUCAAUGGAUCUUCAUGAAAAUUGAUCUGAAUAUUCACCUUGAUGAUAUCUAGGUCAGUUUCGAAACUGGGUCACGUGCGGUCAAAAACUAGGCCAGUAGGUAUAAAAAUAGAAAAACCUUGUGACCUCUCUAGAGGCCAUAUUUUUCAUGAGAUCUUCAUGAAAAUUAGUGAGAAUGUUCACCUUGAUGAUAUCUAUGUAAGGUUCAAAACAGGGUCACGUACCUUCGAAAACUAGGUCAAUAGGUCAAAUAAUAGAAAAACCUUGUGACCUCUCUAGAGACCAUAUUUUUCAAUGGAUCUUCAUGAAAAUUGGUCAGAAUUUUUAUCUUGAUAAUAUCUAGGUCAAGUUCAAAACUGGGUCACAUGAGCUCAAAAACUAGGUCACUAUGUCUAAUAAUAGAAAAAACGACGUCAUACUCAAAACUGGGUCAUGUGGGAAGAGGUGAGCGAUUCAGGACCAUCAUGGUCCUCUUGUUUAUGUCUCCCGCCACACAGUGGUGUGGGAGACAUAUUGAUUUACUCCUGUCUGUGUGUGUGUCUGUCUAUCUGUCUGUCUGUCACAAAGCUUGUCCACACUCUAAGUCGAACAUUUCUCAUCCGAUCUUCACCAAACUUGAACAAAAUGUGUUUGCCAAUAAGUGCUCGGCCAAAUUCGAUAACUAGCCAAAUCGGCCCAGGCACUUCGGAACUAUGGCCCUUGAAUUACCAAAAAACGCUCAGAUUUCUUGCACAUUUUUGACCUUAGAAGGACCCCUAUACUACUUUUAAAAGUAGUAUAUGGGUCCUUUUGAGGUCAAUAAAGUGCGUGCGCAUGUUGUCUAAGUAAACAGUAUAUAAAGACUGACUUACUAUUUUGAUAAUUAGGCAGUUGUGGGAGACAUGCGCUUUUCUCAAAAGCAUCUCAAGUCUUACUUUGAUUUUUUAACACCAAUUUAUUUCUUUAAUUUCAUUUUCUACCUGUCCAUUUCUUUUUUCCCCUUUUUCCUUCAAUAGUGCUUAUUAAUUUGGGGGUUAUUUAUUGUAUGCCUUUAUUAGAACUUUAACUCAUUAUGACCUAAUUCGGAAAACCCAGCCAAAACGCUGUCAGGCGUUAGCUGCUUGUUCUGUGUAUAUAAGGUUUAGAUUGGUCAUUUUAUCCUGUCUUAAGUACAGUAGAUAUAAAUAUUUUUCAGAAAAUGAAUUUGAUUUUAAAUACUUUUUGCUGUGUUGCUUCUAAUAGUGCCAUACAUAUACCUGGUGUCUUGUAUGAGUGAUCACUAUCACAUUUUAAACUAAGUAUAGUUGUUCCCUUUCAUAAAACCUGUGUCAUUAUACUUAUAAUCAAUGUCAAGUGAGUUAGCCUCAUGAUGGUACUUGUGUAUUGUAUAGGACCGAUCCUACCCUUUUACUACACAAGUUUGUGUAUAUUUAAUCAGGUCUGAUCUCAGUUUUUUGUAACUUUUUAGUGUUAGUCAAUGAUAUGCUGUAAAAACCAUUGUGAUUCUUAUCACAUACUGUACUGUCUUUUUUAAAAGUCAUAUGAUAUUCAAGGGCAUGGCUGGUAUAGUUUACAUUUUAAGGAAGUUUGCUGUUUAAAUGGUUACUUUAAAAUUUAUAUCCAAGAAACCGUUAUAAAAGUCCUUUGGACCUUGAGCAAUAAUUGUUACUUUUGACAGGCAAAUUGUUCUGGUGUGUAAUGUUAAAAGAACUUGUGCAUGCUGUUUGAUCCACCUGCUUUAUAACAACGUUUUUCCUUGAUUUCUCUUUAUAUAUAUUUGAGUACCAUUUAUAUUAUGCAUCAUAUUAAAGAACUCCAGUGGUGAUAAUAGGAACUUCUUUACCUUCAAAAUGCCCUCAUAAGCUACGAAUUUAUUGUCAAAAGCACUUUGGAAAAGGGCAUUUCCUGUUGUAUAUUUCAGUCACCAAAACGUUUCGAAAACUUUCUGUUUACUUGGCCAUGAAAUGGACGUAAACAAUUACCUUGAAUAUUCAAGUAGAUCCUACUACCACCCAUGGAGACACUUUGAAUGAUUAUUUCUGAUAUCUAGAUUAUGCAAAGUUAAGCUGCAGUUCAAGAAAAAUCAGUGUCUGCUGUGUAGCAAAAAAGGUUUACUUUAUACAGUGACAGGUUUUUCACAAAGUGGUGCACUUUUUAAUGACAGAUCAGUCUGUGCUAACUAUACACAUGUAUUUAUUUGAAGAAUAAACUUUAAAAAUAA
Molecule: messenger RNA, 13298 nt
Organism: Mercenaria mercenaria
Lineage: Eukaryota; Metazoa; Mollusca; Bivalvia; Venerida; Veneridae
Exons: 4
Coding region: 1-930 (309 amino acids)
Source: RefSeq, a predicted model, not a curated record